AUGGCCACGAGGGAGCUACUCAUCGUUAUUCUAAACCAUACCAACGAGGAGCUCAACACAGAGCCUGAAUGGCCAACUCUCAACCACGGCCAAUGGAACAAGACGCCAGACUUACAGCCGCCGCAGACAAUUCUAGCAGGGGAGAGCGGCAUGCUACGCUGCAAGUCGAGUCAUAUAGGCGGAGGCCUUGAUGGUUCGAUCACAUACCGCAUCGUCGGAUUCGAGGGGAGGAACGAGGUUGCGUUUAUGUGGAGUGUCCCGUAUGUUGGGGCAAAUAAAUUUGAUGCCUCAUGUGCUGUAUCUGACUUUGGAGUCGAGAUCUUAGGCGGGCGGGGUAGGGAGGCUGUCGUUGUCUUUGUUUUUGGUGAGUCUGAUGCUUGCGGGGAUGGCGAGAAAGUCUAA
Fusarium odoratissimum NRRL 54006 is the source of this 402-nucleotide messenger RNA. RefSeq lists its product as uncharacterized. Bases 1 to 402 code for a protein of 133 amino acids. The transcript has a single exon. The record is from RefSeq and is a predicted model, not a curated record. Lineage: Eukaryota; Fungi; Ascomycota; Sordariomycetes; Hypocreales; Nectriaceae.